This is a messenger RNA of Daphnia magna, 733 nucleotides long. RefSeq lists its product as uncharacterized. The transcript is spliced from 4 exons. Lineage: Eukaryota; Metazoa; Arthropoda; Branchiopoda; Diplostraca; Daphniidae. The record is from RefSeq and is a predicted model, not a curated record. The coding region runs from base 42 to 530 and encodes 162 amino acids.
UCAUUACUGCCUUAGCCAAAAUAAAUGAAAAGUUGGAGGUGAUGCAAAAAUCAUUGAAGCCUGUAAGUGACGACGAGGCCGGCGUCGAAAUACCUGAUGGCAUCGCUUCUCUUCCUCUCAAGAGUAUUGCAGAAUUGGAAGCCUACGAAAUAUUGCUGAAGAACGAUGGAAACCUAAGAAAGCUGGUAUCACGGAAAAUUCGCCUUUUGGGAAAGAGGAACACUAAAAAUUCUGAAGCAGACUACGUUCAACGAGCAUGGAGGACUGUUUUUGCUGAUUCCCUCUCAAAGGAUGUUAACUGGCUGGGAAGGAGAGACAAAAGAGUCAAUAAUGGAAAUGAAAAAAAAGGACUGCACAAUUGUCGUAUCACGCCAGUUGUUAAAGAUGGAAUCCUCUCCAACAAAGUAUUUGUUAAUAUGGAAAACGAGAAAUUGAUCGAAGAAACUAAAGGUGCUCUUAAAAAUGCCAAAUUGCGUUUCAUUGCAGAUCAAUUGCGUGUACCGGCGGAUGAAAGCAGUGAUUCCAACUAAGAUUCUCUACUUUGAUCGUUUUCUCAAGUUAUCCUCCUUUGUUCUCGCUAUGGACCACCAAGAAAAUACCGCUGCCGAGGGUCUAGACCAAAAUGCCAAACAAGAAAUAAUUUAAAAAAUUAAAAUGUUGUAAAACUUGUGUUAACUUUGUGUUAAAUGAAUCCUAUUAUGGAUAGAAAACAAUAAAAGAAGUGUGUUUUCAA